AUGGACAACCAAGGCGUGACUUAUGUGGAAUUCCAUCAUGCUAAGGGCUCAAAAAGACAGCAAGUGCAACCUAAGGGCACAAAAAGUUCCAUUUCAGUAACUGAGGAGGAGAUAGCCUAUGCAGAAUUACAUCUUCAAAAUGCUUCUCGGGACUGUCAAGGGAAUGGCAAGAACUCUCCCUGCAAAGACUCACCUUCAUGUCCAGAGACGCUCAUUGCCGGUAUCUUGGGAAUCCUCUGCCUCGUCUUGAUGUCCACUGUGGUAACAAUAGCUGUUAUUCCCUCAUGUCUCUGUUGUCAUUGUCUGAAAGAGUGGUUUACGUAUUCCAACAAUUGCUAUUACAUUAGCACUGAGGGAAAAUCAUGGAAGGAGAGUUUGACGUCCUGUGCUUCUAAGAAUUCUAACCUGCUCUACUAUGAUGAUGAAGAGGACAAGUUUUUGUUGAAUUUACUCCGUGCUAGUACAUGGAUUAGAGGCUCCCAGAGAAGCCAUCAUAGUUCAUCUGUGCAGCCAAAAGCCUUAACAUUUUCUUCCAAAGUGUUGUCAGUAUCUUCAGAGAUUGACAAGAAUUGUCAAUAUAUCGAUUUUCAUACAAAAAAAAUUUAUUUUGCACCGUGCUCAUUAAGAAGACGAUAUGUUUGUAAGCACCAGGCAUUUUAGUUACCUCAUUUUUGUAGAAUGCUGUUUCACCAUUGAUAAGGAAUCCAUCACUCAUUACUUCAACAGCCAUACAAUUGUUUUCGUUGCACAUUAGAAGAUAAUGUUUUUUAGUGUAAUGUUAGACUCACAACAAAACUAACAGGAAGUUCCAGAGAACCCUCUAUUGCCCCUGUCUGCACACAUGCAUGGGUCUUCCAUUAUCACCAUCAUUCACUAGAACGUUUCAUUUUUAAUCAAGGAUGAAUCCGUAUCAAUGCAUAUAUAUCACCCAAAGUCCAACGUGUACCUGAGGCUUCAUUCUUUGUGGUAUAGAACUGUUUCUCAAAUUUAAUUAUAUUAAUGUAAAAAAUAUAUACUGAGGUAUAUAUUAUUUGUUUCUUACGCUUUUGCUAUUUAGUAACAUUAAUUAUAUAUAUAUGUAUAUAUAUAUAUAUUACAAAUCAUAAUAUUAUUGUAAAAAUUCUCAACAAAGUGAAUAAUUCCAUUUGUAUUUCCAACUAAUUAAUUUGUCCUAACCCUUAAAGGACCUCAAAUGAGGAUUGAACCACCCAGGGUGACGAGGUUAUCAGUCAGAAAUGAGUCAGGAGACAGAAACAAGGGGACACUUGAAGUGAACAUUUAUCUACUUAUAAGAGAAAGCUUACUAAAAGGAAAGGAUACUCGUUAAAGAAAAUUACAAAGAAUAUCCUAGAAUUAAAGGACAGAUCACUGAAGCCAGAUCUACUCUCUGAAGAUGGGAUUCAGAUGUCAUUGAAGAUGAUGUGGCUACACACAGCUUCACGGCUGACAGGCUCACUGGAUUGGCCUGGGACUGAUCAGCUCCACACUCCGCGGGCUGAACUUGGUGAGGAAGGAUCUCAGGCUGUGACUGGCAAACAGGAAGAGCUCCCUGUCAGAGGGCUAGGAGGAAAGACCAGAAGACAGGAAACUGACACAUGGCCUACAAGAACUUGCUGUGGGACGAAUACCCGUGACUUCCUGCAAGACUGCAACUGGCAACCAAGCCAUGGUGGCCAAAGUGGAGAAAACACCAUGAAGCCAGGAAGAAGAGCCCUUUCUGCUGCACUGGCUCUCCAUUGUCUUUUACUGACAAAAGUCAACUUCAUGUGAGAUGACAAGAGAGAAAAUGGAUAGGAUCUUCCACUGUUAUCUGAGAACAGGGCACUGAGGGUGGAUUUGGAGCUGAGAGUACUAAAUGAACGGCCCCUCGGGGUUAUCAUAGAACAACCACAGGGUUGCUGUAUAAGAACCAUUCAGAUCGGCCCACUUCCUCCGAUGAUGGAACCAAAGCGUACUCUCCAAAUCUCUCUUGGUACCACACUAUCAAAGGUUAAACUCAUUUUGAGGUAGAGAUUGCUUUCUAGUUGGAUAAUAACCGGUGUCUUAUUUGUUGUUUUCCUUACAUGGGUUCAAAUAUUUUGAAAAAGAUUUAUUUUUUUAAUGUUUUCAUGCACACACCUCUGUCAGUCUUUACAACCGUACUAAAAAAUACUUUGAGGCAAAAAACUAAAAUGUUGAAUAAUAGAGAAAACAAAAAAUUAAAAUGUACAGAAAUCGGUGUUGGUCAAAUGUUUAGUUGUUGCCAGAAUUCAAGACAAACUUGAGUAAUUUGACGAUGAUUCAGAGAUAUUUCUACCUUUAUUCAAUUAUAAGAGGGAAAGAGAUUAACCUUGAUUAUUAUUUGCAAACCAAACUCAUAUUUCACAUAUAUUUAUAUCUGUGAAGUGAGACAUAUUCUUUAUAUUCUCUGUACAUAAUCCUUAUACUCUUCUAGAAAAUUUAUAUGAAAAGUCAAAAUGAAUUGAAUAUAGUUGUUAAUGGGAACUGUAACUAAUUACUAAAGUUGUGUUUCAGAGUACCCAAGUUUGCAAUGACAUUGAAAAUUACACAUUAAUUUUUCAUUUACCUGUUUGUGGUUUGGCUCUGUUCUAACUGAUCAAGGCUGGACUUGACUCCAGACUACUUGUUAUAGCUGAUCAAGGCUGGACCUUACUCUGGACUGCAUACACGUUCAGCUCAGAUCCGUGUAUAGAUUUCAUUUUGAGAAGACCGGGCUGCCUGGUGUAUGAUUUUAUAGCAGAGAUAACAGCUAGCAGAAAUGUGUCUCUUAGUGCCUGGUCUCUGAAGUCAUGAGCUAUCACAUUCCCACUCACAUUACAUUGUGAAAACAAGUGAUCACAUCCUUACAUUAUAUUGUGAAAACAAGUCACAUGGGCCAACUUCUCAUGGUUGUCUGUAGAGUAUACUCUUUUCAAAGUUGUCAGAGGGAAGAAAUGUAGAUUCACUGAAAAUAAUCUAAUCUACCAUUAUAGCCAUAGGAAUGUUUCUUUUAUUAUAUUGCUUGAUUUAGAUAAGUUUGUAAAA
Lynx canadensis (Canada lynx) is the source of this 3024-nucleotide messenger RNA. RefSeq names its product NKG2-A/NKG2-B type II integral membrane protein-like. NCBI's taxonomy places the organism in Eukaryota, Metazoa, Chordata, Mammalia, Carnivora, Felidae. Gene Ontology annotation, biological process: positive regulation of natural killer cell mediated cytotoxicity; stimulatory C-type lectin receptor signaling pathway. The transcript is spliced from 5 exons. Bases 1 to 660 code for a protein of 219 amino acids. The record is from RefSeq and is a predicted model, not a curated record.